Molecule: messenger RNA, 1800 nt
Organism: Galleria mellonella (greater wax moth)
Lineage: Eukaryota; Metazoa; Arthropoda; Insecta; Lepidoptera; Pyralidae
Exons: 1
Coding region: 39-1523 (494 amino acids)
Source: RefSeq, a predicted model, not a curated record
GCGGUACCGCAGUGCGCGCGCGUCAGUUGUCAUACACAAUGCCGGCCUGUGCGCCCGAAUAUAGCCGCCUCGCGCGCUCCAAUACUGAACUAGUGUUCUCGCCGCGAGUUAAACGCUGCUCGCAUCAGCCUCCACCGUUCACAGCCCUACGACGCUCUUUCUCGUCGACCUUCUCUCUAAUACCUGAAGAACGUGCCAUUUCACCGGAGCGGCCGCCGCCUCUGCCGCGCUUCAUACGAAUCAUCACAUGGGGACCCAGAUUAUUCCUGAGACCGUUAUUCGUACUGCUCAGUUUAAUAUCUCAUCCUGCCUGGAAACAAAUCUUAGUAGUUCUACCAACAUUAUGGAUUGCCGCAUCGUUAUUCAUAUUCUGGAAGUGUGUACAGGCUCCGAUUGGCAUACUGAGGGUGAUUGGACGCGCAAUCAGCUCUAACCAAUCGCACCAGCCUCGAACGGUGCUAAUCAGCGGCGGAAGUUCAGCGCAAGCUUUACACCUAGCCAGGAACUUUCAUUCGGCCGGUGCCAGAGUCGUUGCUUUUGAAAUAGAGGGACAUUUUUCAUUACUGAAAUAUUCCGCGGCUGUUAACAAGUUCUACACGGUUCCAAGACCUAACCCAGCAGAUCCACUCGCGUAUGCAAGAGCUUUGAAAGAAAUUGCUGAAAGGGAAUCUGUCGUAUUCUAUAUUCCAGUCAGCUCAACAACUCCGGCUUACUACGACGCUCUUGCGAAACCACAUUUGGAAUUAGUCGGCUGUCAGUGCUUUAUACCGUGUGCUCGUGAUGUUGUUACUUUAGACGAUCCCUUAGAGCUGAUGAGGGUGUGUCGCGCUGCUGGUCUGCCGACACCACAAUUCUGGGUUGUAGUUUGUGAUGAAGAUGUUCGAGCGUGGUAUGACAGCGGGGCAUCAAAAGAAGGUCGACACUACAUCGUUAGCGCCGGUGCUCGUGGUGCAAGGGACCGCCUACGUUUCGUCAUGCCAGAAGAUAGGACACAGUUUAGAUUCCCUCGCGAAAUAAGUCUGGAAAAGCCUUGGGUAAUUUUGAGGGAGCCAAAAGGAGAAAAAAUUAUAACGUGCACUACAUUGAAGGAGUCACGAGCUGUUAAUAAUGUAACGUGCCGCGUUGACUCGGCCAGGAAAGGAUUAGUGCCACAGAAGGAUGAAGAAGCGGAUGCUUGGGUGCAGCGAUUCGUUUCAAAUCUCGCACCAGCGAGAUCAAUGACUGGACAUGUCUCAUUUAGACUGGUUCGCGAAGAACAUACUACUAAUGGACAUAAUAGUAGACUAGUGGCCAUUGGAGCACGGGUCGGUGUAUCAUUGCCGUAUUUGUGUCAAGCCCCAUCUCGCUGUGGGCACAGAGCCACCAUGGGUAAACUCCUAGAUACGGUGCUAGAUACACGUGAAGCUCUCUUUGCUUUCUGGGAUCCUUUGCCUUAUUGCGCAUAUUAUCAAUCUCGUCUACCAGAACAGCGGCGGUUACCGCCUCCUGAGCCGUGCAAAACACCACCAAAUGUACCGCUGUGAAAACUCGACUUUUGUACAGCUUAGGAUUUAUUUAUUAAGACACUCAGUACCUGAAGAGUGCGUGAGUGGGAGAUAUUCUCCUUUGUGAGUGAUACAAUCGCUAAUUGUCCCCUGUCCGGGGGGAAGCGAAUGGACUUUGUGCCUACGGGACGGUCGGGGCACGGUGUGACUCGUUUGUAACUACUAAGUAGACAUUAUGUACCUACAAACCUACCAAAUAUAUUGUAGAUUUUAUUAUAAUUCUCAAAUAGUAAUAAAAAUAAAUAAGUAUAAAUAA